This is a messenger RNA of Dromaius novaehollandiae (emu), 5297 nucleotides long. It is a transcript of the gene BEND4, whose product is annotated as BEN domain containing 4. The record is from RefSeq and is a predicted model, not a curated record. NCBI's taxonomy places the organism in Eukaryota, Metazoa, Chordata, Aves, Casuariiformes, Dromaiidae. Bases 106 to 1626 code for a protein of 506 amino acids. Gene Ontology annotation, molecular function: DNA binding. The transcript has 5 exons.
GCCGGCGCCCCGCCGCGCCGGGGCUCCGCGGUGCCACAGAGACGAGCCGCGGCGGCGGCGGCGGCGGCGGCAGACACAGCCCCGGAGCGGGGAGCGGGGCCGGGGAUGAUGAUGAUGAUGAUGAUGGAGGAGGAGAUGCAGGCGGCAGAGGAGGGGCCCAGCAUCCCCAAAAUCUACAAGCAGCGGAGCCCCUACAGCGUCCUCAAGACCUUCCCGGGGAAGCGGGCGGCGCUGGCCAAGCGCUACGAGAGACCCACCAUGGUGGAGGCUCCCCGCGGCCGCGGAGCGGGGCAGCCCUUCGCGCACGCCGCCGCCGAGCAGCUCCCCUACGCGCCGCACGGCGCCUUCCCCGCCGGGGCCGCCCGCGCCGCCGCCCCCGGCGCUGCCCAGGGCCCCCCCCGGCCGCCGCCGCCGCCGCCGGCCCCCAGCUCCGCGGGCCGCUACGGCCCCUGCCCGCCGGCGCCGGGGGGCGGCACCAGCAGCGGGAGCGGCGCGGAGCUGAGCGCAGAGAGUCGUAUGAUUCUGGAUGCCUUUGCCCAACAAUGCAGCCGGGUUCUAAGUCUUUUAAAUUGUGGUGGAAAACUACUGGACAACAAUCACUCUCAGUCCAUGAUUUCUUGUAUAAAGCAGGAAAAUCCAAAUUAUAGCGAAAGACAAGAGCAAUGUCAGCUUGGGAAAAUGGUCCAUAGUCAGACGUCAGACAUUUUAGACAUAGAGAUGCAGUAUAUGCAAAAGAAACAGCAGACCUCAGCCUUUCUGAGAGUUUUUACUGAUUCCCUUCAGAACUAUUUGCUUUCUGGGAGCUUCCCGUCUCAGAACACCUCAUCAGUAAAUGAUUUUAGCCAUUUGGCAGAUGUGGAUCCACUUUCAACCUCCCCAGUACACACUUUAGGUGGAUGGACAUCUCCAGCAACUUCUGAAUCGCAUGGUCACCCAUCAUCUUCUACGCUUCCAGAGGAGGAAGAGGAGGAAGAGGAAGAAGGGUACUGCCCUCGAUGUCAAGAGCUAGAGCAGGAGGUAAUUUCAUUGCAACAAGAAAAUGAGGAGCUUCGUAGAAAAUUGGAGAGCAUUCCAGUGCCCUGCCAGACUGUUUUAGAUUAUUUGAAGACUGUACUUCAGCAUCACAACCAACUUAUGAUACCACAGCCAACAGACCAUCCGACUGAGGGGAGCAAGCAGUUGCUGAACAACUAUCCUGUCUACAUCACUAGUAAACAGUGGGAUGAGGCUGUAAAUUCUUCAAAGAAAGACGGAAGACGGCUACUUCGCUAUCUCAUCAGAUUUGUUUUCACAACCGAUGAGCUUAAGUACUCAUGCGGCCUUGGAAAAAGGAAAAGGUCAGUGCAGUCAGGAGAGACAGGUCCUGAAAGACGUCCUCUGGAUCCCGUAAAAGUAACAUGUCUCAGAGAGUUCAUUAGAAUGCACUGUACUUCCAACCCAGACUGGUGGAUGCCAUCUGAAGAGCAAAUAAACAAGGUAUUCAGUGAUGCAGUAGGACACGCUCGGCAAGGGCGUGCAGUGGGGACUUUCCUUCACAAUGGGAACUCAUAUUAUGAAGGGACUGACCAUCCCGGAUCACAGGAUGAAGUCUUCAAUAGAGGUAUGCAAGACGGAUCUGGCGAUUGAUGGCAGUAAGAGGAAACUCAUACCACAGUAGCAACCAGUUAAUUUAGAAAAGACUAUUUGUUGAACGUACCCUGAAGUCAUUUAAGAGUCCAAAGCAUGUCUGAACACACACAGCACACAUUCCAGCUUCUCCAUCCUAUCAUGUCCCAGUUAACAGAAAGAAACCCAUUUCAAAACCUACCCUAUGGGACUUCUUAGUGCCUAUUAUUUGCAAAUCCUUCAUAACCCCUUUAAAGGGAAACUACAAUUUCGUUUCAUAUAGUUCUAGAGGAAAGGUGAUAUUAAAAUAAUUACAAAAAUUUCUAAAGAAACAACAGCCGCCCUCAUGCCUGCCUACUGAUAACAAGCCCAGAUCUGGACUCUUGGACACAGCAACCAGAUGCUGUUUGCUUUCCCUGAGUAUGAGAUAUAAGAACAAGUCUGCAUGCUUGUGACAAAAAAGAAGUGGUCUCCCAUUUCAUAACAGAAAGUAGCAUAAUUAUAAAUGUUACCUUAAAAUACCACACAAGAUGGAAAAUUCAGGGAAUUCCUUUAGCCAACUAUGCCAGGAAAUUAAGCUUCCUGCCUAAAACAGCAGCGCUCGUUGACGGCUGAAUCCUUCAAAGACUCAAAACAAUAACAGACCCUUCUAACAGAAAAAAAAAAGCUUUGUAUAUCAGAUAGACACUAUAUUUAUCUAGAUUUCUAGAAUAUUAGAGUUAAUCAUGACAGUUUUCAUUAAAAAAAAUUGCUAAAAAAUAAAUUACUAUUUCAGAAGAUAGGUUCUGCUUUGUCUGUUCCUAUUCUGCAACCGUACUACUUAGCUUUAGAGGUUUUAAAUUGCCUUUUCUUGUUCCUGCUUUCAUUUGUAUUUUGUACCCGUUCCUUGAAAUAAGAGAUCAGGCAAUGUGCUGGUCCUAAUAGUCGGAUGCUCCAUGGGGCAACUCAGGGAGGGGUUGUGUAAGAAGAGCCUAAUUUAGCCUUUUGGUUGUAAGGCAGGUAAACAUAGGAUACAGACUGACUGAGAGCUGUAAAAACCAACAAAAAAGAAUUUGUGCUAGAACUGAAGCCAAUUCUCAACAGAAUAUAGUAUUGGAAGCAGAUAGCAACUUAAAAAAAAAUCAGUCCACUGAAAAUUUUUAACUUCAAAGGCUUAAGAGCCCAUUGUCACUCCAGAAGUUUGAAAAAAUUGAUACACUCUAGAAACACGCAAUGCCAAAGAAACAAUACCCUUUCUUUUCAGUGUCAGGAUGUUUCAAUCCUUCUACCUUUGUCAGGUCACUCAGGCCAGUGCUGGCAUACUUCAAAGCCUGAAUCAGCUCUUUUUGAGGCAGCAUUUUCUUACUGACAGAUACAGGGAACUGAUUUUUGGAAAGAGAAUUCACUCUACAUUUGAUCAUCUCUAGUGCUACCUCAUCAACGUUGAUUCUCCUGAACGUGUCUCAUACGCCCCAGCUCUCCUAUCCGCCUUGUGCCAGCUGUUAGGGAAGCUACUAAUUGCUCCUUUUCACCGCUCCCCUCUGCUUCCAGACCUUCUCCCCUUGUGCUGGGCAGGGAAAGGUACACCCAACCCUUUCCUUAAGGAUCAGGAGGGGCCUUCUGGCACGAAGUGCUGCUGUAACUCCUGCCUGACCAUGGAGGAAGGGCUGAGGCAGUCUCUCAAGUGCCAGCAUACCCACACGAUAAUUUCUUCCUGUCAUCUGUCUCCUCUUUGCCUACUGUUGUGGAUGGUCUCUCGCUGCCAGUCUACGUGGGGCACGGCCUCCCGCAGGCUUUGGCACAUUGCCCCAGCAGAGCCGGGCCGGGCCGGGCCAUCCCGGGCCAUCCCUCCCACGUCCGCCGGCCAGGACCUGCAGGGAGCUUCAGGACACAGGCUCCAGCAGGCACCACCGCAGCUGUGAUCUAACCAAGCCAAUAUAUGCUUUAGGCCCUUAAAUGUCCAAUACCUCUUAAUUCAGUGGGUGUUUUUCUUCAUUUUAUUUUUUAAGUCUCUCAUUUACUUCCUAAAAGUGAAUACGCAAUCUAGUCCCAUUAGACCUUACCAGGCCAGCAGGCUUUGAGCAGAACCCCUCACUACAGUCAGGAGGCGAUUUCAUCUAAAAGGUCAGUGGCAUGUAGUGGCCUACUGGGAAGAAACUCAGUGUACAAAAAUGUCACAGUACAGAUAUCUUAUAGUAGCUUUUCAGUGUUGAACUUGCACUUUUUUAAAAGAACUAUAAUAGAAGAUGUUACAUUGCUCAGAUGGUGUAAGUCUUGCUGGUGUAUGUUUAAUGUGGUGACACUUGCCAGAACUACUUGGUAAAACAUGUCAGAAUGUGUGAGUCCACAUUAUACUGUAAAUUUGUCCACAGCCGUAUGUAUCAUGCUGUAUUUUUGUAAACAUUGUGAUGGUUUCUUUCAAAUAUUUAAUCGUAUGAGAUUAAAAAUAAAAACACUUCAUUUUAAAUAGUCACAGAACAGAAUUACUGGACCUCUCUCAAUAAUCUAAGGACUUUGCUGAAAUAACUAGUAAGUCUAGCUUUAUUUUUAGUGUAAAAAAGUGUCACCAGCCUCCUGGUACCACUCACAAUUCUGCACUCUCAUACUGUGCAAGAUAACCAAAUGUAUAUUUUGAUCCUGAAAGCCACUUUAGCACUAGAAAUGGCUUCACAGGUUUGGACCUUUCUUUAUAAACAAAAUUUUGCUCUCAGCUGCUUGUGUGCAAUCACCAGUGACAUGAAUAGCAGUCACAGACAGGCAUUAGAAGACAGGAACUCAUCUUUUCUGUUCACAUUUGCUUUCAAAAUAAUAGAGUGCAACAACAUUUCUUGUUUUGUUUUGUUUUAAACUGCUACCACGGCCUCUUGACCUGAGCCAUUUUGUUUAUAAAACUUUUCACAACUGCUUUUUCUGAUUAGUUUGCACACGAGGAAUUAUAAAACCAUACACACUGAAGUGUCGGUAUGUCCGCAAGAGGUUAGGUAUAACGCUAUGGGACCUGAAGUAAUAGAUAGCACGUAAGCCCUUGCACAGCGAGAUACCUGUAUUUAAGCACGGUGCUUUGUAAGUCACCAUAUCCAUUCACGCUGCUGUAUGUGCGUGGAAGGCUUGGAACAGAAGGAAGCUGCUAUCUGUCAUGUCACUCCAGAAAGUCCCAGGAGAAGAGAUUCUUGUCUUAUCCUUCCACACUCUUUAAUCUUACUGUCAUUUAUGUAUCUGCCUUCUCUCAAACUUUGUGUAGCAGUACCGCACGCCCAUCUGUGCCAACAUGCCUUUGCUAUAUUUUCUAUGACAAAUAUUUGUGGAGAAACUGUGAUUAAAAAACCAUUAAUCCUGAUAUUUUUAUUGUUAUGGUGUAGUUAAUUCUAUGAAUACUUUCUAAUGAUGAUUGUACUGUGUAGAGUAAAUACAGGUUAGGGAUAGACCUAUACCAGAUAUUGUACAAAAAAGUGCAUAGUGUAAUAUAGAUUAGUAAAGUUUUUGUGACAAUUUCUAUAGGAUGUGUGAAUUGUUUUCUAUGUGGCAACACACAUUUCUUUAAAAAUAUAAAAUCUUAGAGAAUUUUUUAAACAGUCAAUAUUUUUUAAUUAAAGACAUUUGUUACCAAGUUUACUAUUUCCAGUGUUAAUUCUAAUUUGAAUAUUGGUUUUAUUACCACAUACUUCCAGUUCCAUUUGUUCUGUUGCAUAACAAUGCACAAUAAAAGUUAGUCU